AUGACUGCCCAGCUCGUACAUCUUCUCUUCGUAUGGCUUCUCUUCUUCUCUACCCAUCGAGCUGACGACCUGUUUGCUUUCACCGACUUUCCCGACUACGCCAUCCUCUCGGAGGCUUGGGAAUUGGCCUUCUCCUGUCGCCAUGGCUACGCCGUGGAGAGCUUCAUGCUGCUUCAUGUUGAGACCACGGAGCAGGUGCUGGUUGACUGUCGACAUGCCGGUCCCGACGACGUCGGCUUGACCUGUUCGUCAGGCUGCUUUCAAUCAACAUGUGCCCCCGAGGCCCGGCUACAGGCUGACCGGCGCGCCAACGUCUAUUCGGUUCGUUUAAACAACGUUGAUCUUCCCGACGUCGGGCGACACCAAUUGCGGGUCACCUUCUUUAAUCAGGCCGGGCCCGAGGCGACAGCGACAGAAAUGGCGACUGAAGCGGCGAAAAUGACGACAACGCUGGCGACAAAAGAGGUAACGAGGCAAAUGAAAAAGGUGAUGACGACGGCGAAUCUGACGCUGACCUUGCGCGCUUUGCCGCGAGUGAACUCUAUGGGAAUCGGGUGUGACGAAUUAGGCCUACAGACUGGUCUGCAAGCGUCGCGGCGACUUAACGACGUCCAACUGUUGGCGGCCUGGCCGGCUGGUAGGGCGACUCUCCUCGAACCGGCCGUUGUACGUUGUCGCGUCGUCUAUUUUCUCGGGAAGCCGCGGGGCCGCGCCAUUGCUGUGAAGGUGGCCCGACCGCCUGGCCUCGAGCCUCACCUCUGCACGUGGACGUACCGCAUCGGCCUUAGUCCGACCCUCGCAAGACGGGCCGGCGUGCUUAACUGGCUUGAGUACAGACGCUUCGGAGCCGACUACUUUGAAAGAAGUGAAUUUGUCUGUCGCCUCUUUGUUGACAGCCUCGCCGUACUCGUAGGCGUCAUGCAAGACUGGCCGGAGACACGCGAGCCUUAUCAUCUUUUGUCGCUUCUGCGAGAUGUCUUUGCCGCAGCCCUCACUGUCGCCGUCGACGUCGCACCCACCAACGAUCAUGAGCAACUGCUUGCCGGCCUCGACCUCGCCAUUCUGCCGGCACGCCUUGCCGUUCGCCUUCAGGCCGCACGUGUUCCCGUCCGUUGGCGUGCCAACGUCGCAGAAGGCGAUUCUGUCGCUAUGUUCUGUCGGUGUCCGCCAAUGCAGACGUGGACAAAAGGUGGAUAA
Protopolystoma xenopodis is the source of this 1197-nucleotide messenger RNA. NCBI's taxonomy places the organism in Eukaryota, Metazoa, Platyhelminthes, Monogenea, Polystomatidea, Polystomatidae. The record is from the annotation of a GenBank genome assembly.